Stomoxys calcitrans (stable fly) is the source of this 693-nucleotide messenger RNA. RefSeq lists its product as uncharacterized. Lineage: Eukaryota; Metazoa; Arthropoda; Insecta; Diptera; Muscidae. The transcript is spliced from 2 exons. The coding region runs from base 1 to 693 and encodes 230 amino acids. The record is from RefSeq and is a predicted model, not a curated record.
AUGCGUGCAUUUCUGUUGGUAUGCUUUAUUGCGGUGACUACAGCUCAGUACAGCUAUGCCCCCCAGGUUAAUAGUAAUGGUCCAGUCAUUGGUGCUACCAACUCUGAAGAUUUGCCCCUACAAUCUCAAGUGCCUUCACCUGUGCGAGAAGAAUAUAGCAAAUCAUUCUAUUCGUACAGCGCUCCCGAACAUGAAUUCGAAGAUGUAAAUGCCGGCGAACACAUUGCCAAUGCUCUAAAGAAAAAUCUGCGCGUCGUAUUCAUUAAGGGACCUGAUAAUAAGGGUCUUGAAGAAGCAGCCAUUCAAUUAGCCAAGACAGCUGCUGAUGACCGUACUGCCAUCUAUGUACUUAGCAAACAAUCGGACAUUGGCUCUCUGGCCAAUCAAUUGCAGCAACUUAAGUCGACCACCGACACUAAACCUGAGGUUCACUUUGUCAAGUAUCGCACACAAGCUGAUGCGGAAAAUGCUCAACGUGCCAUUCAGGCUCAAUACAAUACCUUACCUGGUGCCUCCACUAGCAGUGGUCCUGAUUCUGCUCCAGUUUUGGACUUUGCCUCAAAACCGCCGGCUGCGUCUUCGGCUAAUAGGGCUGCUGUUGCUAAUCCAUCUCCUCCAUCAACUUCUGCCCCACCAUCAAGAGGUUAUGCUUCACCAAGGGGUUCUUACAUUCCCCCCAACAAGCGAUACUAA